Messenger RNA from Sitodiplosis mosellana (orange wheat blossom midge), 2162 nucleotides. RefSeq lists its product as uncharacterized. NCBI's taxonomy places the organism in Eukaryota, Metazoa, Arthropoda, Insecta, Diptera, Cecidomyiidae. The transcript is spliced from 10 exons. Bases 251 to 1939 code for a protein of 562 amino acids. The record is from RefSeq and is a predicted model, not a curated record.
UUUCCUGGCUUCGGCUUCUCGUAACAUUGCGAGAAUUCAGUUGAGUUUCUACUUAAGAUCUUCAACGUACGCAUAACAUUCUUAUUUGUUUUUCGACAUCAUCAUCAUCAUCAUCUCUUUUUUCAUUUGUGCGCUCCCCGUUUUUUUUUUAAUCAUUUUAUUUUGUUUUGAUUGGUUUAUUGUUUCUUCUUUUUUUUAAAUUCACUGUGUACUGUGAAUUUGCUUUUAAUUUUCGGAAUAAAAUUGAAAAAUGAAAUCAAUUAUCAUUGUGUUCAUAUUGACAAAUUUAUUAUAUCAACAUUGCUUCGGGUACACGGAAAAGCGAACAUUUCGCGAACGAAGCAAAAUUCAUUGCAGAUUGAGGAAACAGUGCAAACAAUACGACGAAUGGGACGAUAACUACCGGGAAAUGAUGCAAUUAAGCGAUGUGCCUGGAUCACAACCGGAGGGAUAUUUGGUACGAUUCCCAUUUUAUGCAUUGGCCGAACGAGAUGCGCAUAUCGUGUUUAGCGAAACCGAAAAUCCUGAUUGGUUUGUCGACGAUGUUUAUGAAUUUGUGUUUGCGGGCUGGGAGAAUAAACGGGCCACUCUGCGACGGAAGCGGCAGGACCAAGAGCUGGUAUUUCAAUACACCGAUGAGAUACUCACCAAAAAUAGUCCAUUGAAAUUAUUAAUUGAAAUUACAUCCGCUGGUGAUAUUCGGGCAUAUGUUGAGCACACACUGAAACCAAUUAUCGAAUUUAAAGAUUCGAAUCCGUUGCAAAUCAAAUACUUUGGAUUUUCAUCGCUGGGACAGUCGUUGGCGCGUUACUUUUAUGAUUGCCGCGGUGAUGAAGUGUACACAAAAUCACAGCUCCAAUCGCAAUGUCAGCAUGUAAAUACGACAAGCAAUGAACACACACAAUUUCAUCGCAUACCGGACAAUUCGAUUACUGACACGGAUCAAUAUUCAAUUGAAAUUCCUUUGUAUGUGGCCGCCUCCCAUGAUGCACACAUUUUACUCGCAUCCGACAAUUCAUUCAAUUCAAUUCGCAAUGGAUAUGAAUUCGUUAUUGGUGACGAUAUCAAUCGACGUGUUUCGAUCCAUAAAAUUGGACGUCAAUCCACAAGCACGUUAGCCGACUUUCGACGCGCUGAUAUCUUUCUACCCAAUGAAGUGCUCAAUCUUAUUGUGCAAAUCUCUAAAUCGGGAAAAAUUGAAUUGUUCUCCAAACACGAUCAUACACAAUACAAACUUUUAGCUAGUGUAGAUGACCAUAGCUAUGACCUGAGUGUUAAUCCACUACAAUACAUCAGUUUUGCAUCGUUUAACAGCACUCCAAUGGAUUUUUAUUACGAUUGUUCUAUGGCACCGACUUAUAUUGACACUCAAUUGGCCACCAAAUAUGCUGCUGUCGGUCAUCCACUUCUCCUAGAAGAUCCAACAUUCCAAACACCAGUCGAUAAACGAAAUUGGUUGACGAGUCGAUGCAAACAAUAUUCAAAUUUCAAAUAUGAAUACAAGGAUUUCAUCAAAUUGAGCGAUAUUCGAGACAGUAAGCCAAACGGUUACAUAGUACGAUUGGCAUUUUAUGCACAAGGCACGCGAAAUGCUCAUGUAUUACUAUCUCGAACAGCGACUCCAAAUUUAGCUGCAGAACCUGUCUACGAGUUCAUCAUUGGCGGCUGGGUGAAUUCAAGAGUGUUGAUUCGACGUAAAAAAAGCGAUGUGAAUCCAUUGCAACAGGUUUUCGUCCCACCUAUUCUUUCGGCUCAAACGCCAGUCAAAUUUAUUAUUGAAGUUGCAAACAGUGGCACGGUUCGCAUCUAUGCUGAAAGUGACAAAAUCGAACCAAUUGCCAGUUUUUUCGAUCCAAUUGUUUUACCCGUCAACUAUGUCAGUUUCUGUGGAUAUGAUAACCUAGUGCGAUUCUACUAUGACUGCAGUGGACAGCAUUAGAAGAACACAUACAGAGAAAGAGACAAUGACUCGCACUAAACAUUUAACGUCUUAUUUAAUGAUAGAUUAGCACUAAAUGUCACAAUUGAAUAACCGUCCAAUAAUCUUAAAUGCCUAUUCCAGUGUACGACACAGCAUAUGCACACACACAGUUGUUAUGUAUGCAUCACGCAUACUAAUUUAUUAGCAUAAUUCAUGACAAUAAAGAGAUUAUCUAAUACAA